This is a messenger RNA of Aspergillus aculeatus ATCC 16872, 1724 nucleotides long. RefSeq lists its product as uncharacterized. The record is from RefSeq and is a predicted model, not a curated record. Lineage: Eukaryota; Fungi; Ascomycota; Eurotiomycetes; Eurotiales; Aspergillaceae. The transcript has 2 exons. The coding region runs from base 125 to 1351 and encodes 408 amino acids.
CAAGACCGCAAUCACUCUGUUGAAAAAAAAGUCACGUCUCAGAAACACAAGUAAGCCGACACCUCUCACUGGCUUUAUCUUCUCAAUUCAACAGUUCAACACCAUAACUAAUCCACAAAGCAGGAUGACUACACCACAGCAGCCAGCCCAGCUCCCUCAGGGCAACCCAAGCCCCCGUCACUCUUCACUCCGUCCCCGACCCCUCGCUUCUCGGCGCGAUGCGAGCCAGCAGGCCAACCCUGACCAUACACCUGCUCCGAAGAGAGCCCGUCCUAACACUCCGGCCAACGCGAGCGGUGCAGCGUCCAGCGGCCGCGCGAACAUGAGCGGUCAGCGUGUUGCUAAUACUGGGGCUGGUGCUAACAGCCAGGUGGGCGGCGGUAGACAGCAGGCUGGUGUUAAUCAGGCCCGGGUUAGUCCGGCUGGUGUUAGUCAAGCUGGUGUUAGUCAAGCUGGUGUUAGUCAAGCUGGUGUUAAUCCGGCCGGUGUUAAUCAGGCCGGCGCCAACCAGGCCAGUACCAACCAGGCGAGUGGCAAUCAUGCGAAUGCCCACCAGGCAAAUGCCAGCCAUGCCAGUAACAGCCAGGCGAAUGUCAACCAGGCGAAUGGCAACCCAGCGAGUGCCGCCCAGCCAGGUAUCAACCAGGCCGGUGGAUUUGGAGCCAACCAAGGGAAUCCACUCCCCCCCAAUUUCUAUCAUUUGUUCCCGUCCUUCGCCGAGCAAUACAACCGUUGCAACAUCGCGAUCUUCCACGUUGGCCCGACCCCUGUAAUCUUCCACGUGGACGUCGACACCCUCCUCGUCCGCAGUCCCAACUUCCAUAGAUUCUGCAUGGUCGAGUGCGCCGAGCGCGGCGAGCAGCACAAGCCCCCCAUCAUUCGCCUCCCCGACCUCUGCCCCACCACCUUCACUUCCUUCCUCAAAUGGAUGGGCAACGGCGAUCCUUUCGGCGGUCGCUCCCUGCCCAAACUCACGCCCUUCUUUAGCCUCUGGCGCUUCUCCGAGAGGUUCCAGUGCUUCCUGCUGCAGUCCGACCUGUUGGCGUACCUGCAGCGCUGGCUGGGGAGCCACCGCGGCCUCUUCGGGGUCUCCGUCAUCAGGCUCGUCUACACCAUGUUUGACCGGGAUUCGCACAUGCGCAAGAUGGUGGCCGAGGUCAAUGCCUGGCGCUCGGGGCUGGCGGACCUCCAGAACACCAAGGCUGACGUCCCGCGCGAGUACAUCGAGGAUCUGGCCGAGGCGCUCUUGGCUGUCCGCAGAACUGAUCCGCUCACUGGACUGCCCGGGGACUUCGUUGCGCGCUACAUGCCAAUGGAGGAGGAGAAAGUGCCGGGCUCGGAUUUGGAGUAGGGUGUCCAAGUUACGAGUCCGGUGGGUUCCUCUGCCGUCGGUUGUUGCUGCUGUUGCUGAUGAGGUUGGUGGUGGGUUCGGUUUGCUUGCUUCGAGAUGGAACUCUUCGCGGCGGUAAGCUUGAGUGGAUAGCUUAUGCGUUGAACCUCAAUCCCCCAGAUUGUUUUUUUUUUCUACAUUGCUGUUGUGUGAUUUCGUGAAGUUGCCUUGUUAUUCGGGAUAUGGAUGAAAACUGGAAUGUCUCUCCAAAUAUCUUAAAAUUUGUGUUGACUCGGGAGAUUGACUUUUCUGUACUCAGCUUGUGACAUUAGGAGUCUAAAUUGAACUGAUACCGGCCUUAGUACUGCAUAGUCAAACGUAGAGCAGAUAUAUG